Messenger RNA from Aspergillus uvarum CBS 121591, 1049 nucleotides. RefSeq lists its product as uncharacterized. Bases 284 to 1024 code for a protein of 246 amino acids. The record is from RefSeq and is a predicted model, not a curated record. The transcript has a single exon. Lineage: Eukaryota; Fungi; Ascomycota; Eurotiomycetes; Eurotiales; Aspergillaceae.
UGAUAGUAUCCGUGAUCUCUCGAUAUUAACUUAGUAGGCCACGGGUUCGAGCUCGUAUUUGGCUUCAGAUCCCCCUCAGCUCAGGUGAAAGCGGUUGACUUCGCUACCGAAAGAACAUCGGUUCUAGACCAAAAGCAUAACCCUGAUAAAGGCGCACCUCUACCUUAUAUCCCGAUUCAAAAAUUUAGAGCAGUCAUCAACAUGGUAGAAUAAGUUACUGGGAAUAUAUAUCACGAUAGCGAAGAUAGUAUAAGUUUCGCCGCCCUGCCGGAAAGUGCCACAAAUGGAUUCCGAAAUCGAGGUGCGACUCUUGCUCGACCCCAAAAAGGUCCUCACUCCCGACUCCAAGCUUAAGAGCUCCGUCCAGUCAGACUUGGGGCUGAAGAAAGAGCCGCGGAAGCUCAAUGUCCAGUUUCUCGACAAGACCAGCCUCGAGCUCUACAAUGCUGGCUGGAGCGCCCGCAUUCGCUAUACAGAGGGGGGUCCCGCCUUCGAGCUGACUUACAAGAAGCGGUAUGCUAUCGCGAGUGAGCAGCAAAUCGAUGCUACCCUGAAUGAGGCAAGCAAUCAGGGUUUUGAAUUUGGCGCAAACGGCAGAUGGGAGGCGCAGAUUGAAUGGGGUUAUGAGAGCUUUACCUUGUCGAUUAGCUACAAGAUACAAGAGGACGGCACGGCGCUACCAAAGGAAGCAGAAUCGCGCCAGAUUUUGAUCGAAAAUGCGCCAUUAGAGUUCGACAACUGGAAUUCUGACAGGUGGGGUACUCGCACAUUAGGAGAUUCUCGCAUCUUCGGUCCCGUUCCUGUCAAACGCUAUGUUGGCUCGUGGGAAGGGAUGCGGCUGUAUCUUGAGGUAUGGCCCAUCCGGGACCGCGCAGGCCGUGAUAUCGUCGAGGCUUCAUUCAAGACGGAGAGUCGCGAAACAGCGUCGAAAAAGAAGAUUAAGUUAAUGGAAUUGCUGCAGAGUGCAAAUUGCUUUCUUGCUGAAGACUCGGCCAAGACUCAACUUAUCAUGGAGAACUAUUGAUGUGGACAUAUGACUGAAUUCAGCG